GAAAUUCCGUUGCAAUCUACACAGCUAAGAAUGGAUACUAAACUGAGUUGUGCUUUAAAAGCCAGCAAAGAGCUCAUAACAAAUUUGCAUCGUGAUGGAUUGGAUCGCGGGUGCAUUGCAACAUUUAAUAACUCUUUGGUGAUUAGACAGAGCUUUACUGAAGAUGAAAAAAAACUUCAUCGUUCUCUCGACGCGUUAAGAAAUGUUGCAUCUGGUGGAACUCGCCUUUAUGACAGUAUAUAUGACCUCAUGAUUGGAACCUUUCGUCGUAAAGGCGACCGUUCUCGUCCCUGGAUCAUGAUCGUUGUGACUGAUGGUAAUGAUAUUUGCAGCACAAGAAGCGCUCGGAAUUGCGCUAAAGAAAUCUUCAGUCAAUUUACUAGAGAUAGCAGCAAUUUCUUAUUUCUUGUUGGAGUCGGAGACGACGUGAAUUCGGCUAAGAUGGCAGAGGCAAGUUAUUCAAAUCACAUGAGUCUCCAAUUGUUUCUUGCAAACUUAAAUCAGAUGGCCAAUGAAGGCAAAUUUACCUAUGUCCCGGUCAAAGAUUUUUACCUACUUGAGUUUGUAUUCAUGACCCUCGCUCUCCAAGUUACCAACUCCAUCUCUGUUUCCCUCAACAGUCUCGCUAUCAAUAAUGUUUCUGCUACAUGGGCACAAGUUCAACAACACAGGCAACUCAGCAACGUUGCACUCGAUUACGCUUUGUUGAUUGAUGUAUCAGCAUCUAUGAGUGACAGAAUACGCGGGCCUCCACCGCCAAAAUGUUUUGAGGGACAUGAUUUGAAAGAGGCAUAUUUACGCGACUGGUAUUGUGAUGUAUGUGGAAUAAAUGGUAAAACCUCGACAUCAAAAUAUCAUUGUUCUAUCUGUAAUUUUGACGCUUGCCCUAGCCAUUGCGAGUCUGGUGUUGCAUGUAAACCUGUUCGUCGUUGUCCGCAACGUCACCCUUUGCGUUGCACACAAUCAGAGGGAAAAUGGGUAUGCGAUGAAGAUCGCCAGUUACAGAGAGGCGGGUUGCGUUUACGAUGUCAGCAAUGUGACUACGAUAUGUGCUUGGACUGCUUGGAAAAAGAGAAUUUGGUUAUUGAUCUGAUGGCGAGACUGCUCUUGCAAGACUGA
Molecule: messenger RNA, 1119 nt
Organism: Ambispora leptoticha
Lineage: Eukaryota; Fungi; Glomeromycota; Glomeromycetes; Archaeosporales; Ambisporaceae
Source: the annotation of a GenBank genome assembly